Molecule: messenger RNA, 1417 nt
Organism: Hypoxylon trugodes
Lineage: Eukaryota; Fungi; Ascomycota; Sordariomycetes; Xylariales; Hypoxylaceae
Product: cellulase-like protein
Exons: 2
Coding region: 386-1168 (260 amino acids)
Biological process (GO): carbohydrate metabolic process
Molecular function (GO): cellulase activity
Source: RefSeq, a predicted model, not a curated record
CUCCGUUCCAUCAACGGAGCCCUAUCUGCGACAAUCACCUAUAUAUCUCCCAUUUAAUAUUAUGCAAGAUCCCACCACCGCGGCUUGCCAAACGACUUAGGGAUUUUCCAUGGCAAAGUGCCUAGAAAUCGCAUAGUGAUGGAAAGAGAUUACUGCUUCCGGUGGGCCAUAGUGAGAGGGGAUAUGAUCGGCGGCCCUGUUUUUCAAUCUAAUCGUAAAUGGCUCAGGAGCAAGUUCCUUGAGAUCAUUUAAAGACAGGCCGGAUUCCGGAUUGCGUGCUUCAAUCCUCUUCUUUUUCCUUUGGCCUUUUCUCCAAUACGUCAAGACUAUUCUAGCCAAACCUCGCCACCAGUGGAUAAGAAAAGGUAGAAAAAAAUACCCAAAGAUGCAACUCACGACGAUUCUGGGGCUCGCGGUCCUCCCGCUAGUAACCCGUCUUACUUCAGCACAGGGGGCAUCCGGUAAUGGAGAGACGACGCGAUACUGGGAUUGCUGCAAGCCGAGUUGCGGCUGGUCGGCGAAGACGAACAGCGGAAAGCUGAUCGGAACGUGUAGCAAGUCGGAUCAACCACUGAACGACAACGGAGCGACUAAGAGUGGAUGCGACAAUGGCGGUUCGGCCUAUAUGUGUAGCAACCAGAGCCCCUGGGCUGUCAACGAGACCCACAGCUACGGCUGGGCUGCUGUUCGUAUCCAAGGCCAGACCGAGACUACCUGGUGCUGCGCCUGCUAUGAACUCACCUUCACCAGCGGUCCCGUCAGCGGAAAGAAGAUGAUCGUCCAGGCUAGCAACACUGGUGGUGAUCUAAACCAAAACCACUUUGAUCUUGCUAUCCCCGGUGGUGGUGUCGGUCUCUACAACGCGUGCACGGACCAGUACGGUGCUCCUUCCAACGGAUGGGGUGAACGAUACGGAGGUAUCUCAUCGCGUGAGGCUUGUGAUUCAUUCCCUGCCGCCCUCAAGGAUGGAUGCUACUGGCGAUUUGACUGGUUUGGCGGCGCCGACAACCCGGGCGUUUCCUUCAAGCAGGUUGCUUGCCCUACUGCUCUUGUCGCUAAGAGUGGUUGCUCGCGCAACAACGAUGCCAUCGACGAGACUCCUGUCGGUCCUAGCAGUGUCAGCACAUACACAGCUGCCGCUACAGCCACCGGUAGCGCUAGUUUCUAAGCUAGGCACCUAUCUAUACAUAGUGUGUGGUCAAAUAGCGAAGACAUAUGGUGAUAUACCGAUGGGGUAGGGUUGGCAUGAGGAGACGGUGGAUAUAUGUAUAUAGUUGAUAGACGCUCAGCGUGGAAAGUACAUACUUAUACAGCUUCGUGCAUGGCUUUCGAUGUCUACCUUCCAACCCCCUAUAUCCAUCCUACUUCUAUUGGUUAGAAUAACCAUGUAUGGUGUCUCCGAGUUGGUUCUAAUUCG